GCGGAGCCAUGUUCCUUCUUCUAGGGCUUCUCACCGUCCUCAGGGGACUGCACGGAGGCCCCAAUCUUCAUAAAAAGUUUCUGCAGACCACAAUUCCUGAAAAGAUUUCAACGUCUGAGGCAAUCAAAGAUCCAGAAAAUAACGUGGCUUAUGUCAUUACAAUAGGAGGAAAUCCAUAUUUUCUCCAUCUUACAAAGCAGUCGUUUUUAUCUUCAGCGUCUGUUGUUUACUUUUAUGACAAAAAUGACAUCCAACAUCAUCAGCCUUUGUCAGCUCAGAUGGAUUGCAGUUAUCAUGGAUAUGUUGCAGGUUUUCCAAAUUCUCUUGUAUCACUCAACAUUUGUUCAGGACUCAGGGGAACACUGCAGUUUAAAAACAUCUCAUAUGCAGUUGAACCAGUUGAGUCUGUAUCAGGAUUCAUGCACAUGAUUUAUGAAGAAAAAAGUGAUAUAAAUCCUAUCCCUCUGUUACUGAAAAAUGACACUUACAGCUAUGAGAGCUCACAGUAUAAAGUCAGAAAAAGUUCAGAAAUAGAUGCAGAAUGA
Dama dama (fallow deer) is the source of this 545-nucleotide messenger RNA. Its product is annotated as disintegrin and metalloproteinase domain-containing protein 5-like. The coding region runs from base 9 to 545 and encodes 178 amino acids. Gene Ontology annotation, cellular component: plasma membrane. Gene Ontology annotation, biological process: binding of sperm to zona pellucida; cell adhesion. The transcript has 7 exons. The record is from RefSeq and is a predicted model, not a curated record. Lineage: Eukaryota; Metazoa; Chordata; Mammalia; Artiodactyla; Cervidae.